UUCACCUUGUUGAAAUUAUCGACAGAUUGAGAUUUGCUUUCAUAUUGGCAUCUUGAAGAAAAUUUUCAAAAUGAUUUCCAAAAUUAUUUUAAUAUUCUUUGUAUCCUUUGUUGUUGUUUAUGCUUUGACUGAACAGGAACAAUUUGAAGAAUUUAAGAAAAGUUUUAACAAACAUUAUACGCCGGAGGAAGAGCCACAACGUUUCGAGAAUUUCAAAAAUUCUUUGAAAAGAAUCGCCGAACAAAACAAAAAAUUUGCCGAAGGUAAAAGCACUCACUCCGCUGGUAUCAAUCAAUUUUCUGAUUUAUCUGAACAAGAAUGGUCACAACGUAACCAUGGUCUUAGACCACAUGGUCAGCAACACGGAAAUUAACACAUUACAUUUUUAGAUUAAGUUUUUUGGUCAAAAGUUGUAUAAUAAAAUUUAUUUUUCUUUAAA
This is a messenger RNA of Diorhabda sublineata, 439 nucleotides long. RefSeq names its product cysteine proteinase 1-like. The coding region runs from base 71 to 373 and encodes 100 amino acids. Lineage: Eukaryota; Metazoa; Arthropoda; Insecta; Coleoptera; Chrysomelidae. The record is from RefSeq and is a predicted model, not a curated record. The transcript has 2 exons.